Penicillium oxalicum is the source of this 1344-nucleotide messenger RNA. It is a transcript of the gene adB, whose product is annotated as adenylosuccinate synthase ADE12. Gene Ontology annotation, biological process: 'de novo' AMP biosynthetic process; IMP metabolic process. The transcript is spliced from 3 exons. The record is from RefSeq and is a predicted model, not a curated record. Gene Ontology annotation, cellular component: cytoplasm. Lineage: Eukaryota; Fungi; Ascomycota; Eurotiomycetes; Eurotiales; Aspergillaceae. Gene Ontology annotation, molecular function: adenylosuccinate synthase activity; nucleotide binding. Bases 1 to 1344 code for a protein of 447 amino acids.
AUGGUUUCCAUCGUUCUAGGCAGUCAAUGGGGAGAUGAAGGUGAGACCGAACUCGUUUUGUAUCCUAGGAACGUGGCAGCGGAGAAGAUGAUAACUGACAUGGAGUCACUAGGCAAGGGCAAGAUCACAGAUAUGCUGUCGCAGCAGGCAACACUGUGCUGUCGCGCAGCUGGUGGACACAAUGCCGGUCACACCAUCGUUCACGAAAAUGUCACCUACGACUUCCAUAUCCUGCCUUCCGGUCUGGUCUCACCCUCAUGUAUCAACUUGAUCGGUGCCGGUACCGUUUUCCAUGUCCCCAGUUUCUUCAAGGAACUGAAGGCCAUCGAAGAGAAGGGUCUGUCCUCCGCCAGCAAGCGCAUCUUUGUGUCUGAUCGUGCCCACGUCUGCUUCGACUUGCACUCCGUUGUCGAUGGCUUGGAAGAGGCUGGUCUGGGCGGUCGCAAGGUGGGCACCACAGGAAAGGGUAUUGGUCCCUGCUACAGCGACAAGGCCGCCCGCCGUGGUGUGCGCGUCGGCGAGAUCCUGGACGAGGUGACCUUUGAGCGUAAGCUUCGCACAUUGGAUACUUCGUAUCGUGCGCGCUUCGGUGAUCUUGAUUAUGAUGUUGAGGAGGAGAUUGCUCGCUUCAAGGAAUACCGCACGAUGCUUAAGCCCUUUAUCGUCGAUCAGUUGGAGUUCUUCCAAGAGCACAAGAACUCUCCCAACACCCUUGUCGAGGGCGCCAAUGCCCUCAUGUUGGAUCUGGAUCACGGCACCUACCCCUUCGUCACCUCAUCAUCCACAGGUCUUGGCGGAGCUGUCCAGGCUCUGGCCCUGAACCCAUCUAGCAUCAAGUCUGUCAUUGGUGUCGUCAAGGCUUACACUACUCGUGUCGGUUCUGGUCCCUUCCCCAGCGAGCAGCUGAACGAGGUCGGUGAAAAGCUUCAGCGCGUUGGCCGUGAGUUCGGCGUCACCACCGGUCGCCGCCGCCGCUGUGGCUGGCUGGAUCUGGUCCUGUGCCGCUACUCGCACGCGAUCAACCACUACACUGCGCUGAACCUCACCAAGCUCGACGUUCUGGAUGACUUUGAGGAGAUCAAGGUCGGCGUUGCUUACGUCUUGCCCGACGGCAAGCGCACCACCUGCAGUUUCCCCGCCGAUCCCAACGUCGUGGAUAAGAUCCAGGUUGAGUACAAGACGUUGCCCGGCUGGAAAUCCAACACUAUGGGCGUGACCCGCUACGAGGACCUGCCCGUCAACGCUCGUGCUUACAUUGAGUUCAUCGAGCGCGAGCUCGGUGGUGUUCCUGUCAAGUGGAUCGGCACGGGUCCUGCUCGUGAUCACAUGAUCGCCCGCGAGUAA